Molecule: messenger RNA, 1734 nt
Organism: Saxophila tyrrhenica
Lineage: Eukaryota; Fungi; Ascomycota; Dothideomycetes; Mycosphaerellales; Extremaceae
Gene: MgPP2CL-1
Product: mgpp2cl-1, protein phosphatase 2C-like protein 1
Exons: 2
Coding region: 1-1734 (577 amino acids)
Biological process (GO): protein dephosphorylation
Molecular function (GO): cation binding; protein serine/threonine phosphatase activity
Source: RefSeq, a predicted model, not a curated record
AUGAGCAGUGUGGCCACGCAAUCUCGUAACAACCUGGCCGGAAAGCAGAGACGCAGUCUCUCCGGUCAAGGGGGCUUGCUGAACAGAAUGUUUGGUAGCUCCAGCGACGACAGGAAGGAUGCGGUGACCGGCGAUGGCAGCCAGAAGAGCGAACCCCCACAAAGUCCCAUGCCGCCCAGCAACACCACCGCCAUCGAAGAGAGCAAAGAUGAGGUUCCGAACGACAUGCGAAGUCCGACGCGAAAGUCGACGGAUGAGCCCACCUCCACCGACAAGAAGCGGCGGAGUAGCGGUGUUGGACGCGCACGCGACCUCUUCAGCAGCGCGAAGGCAUCUCUCCACAGCCUUGGGGGCUCGCCGGACAGCAAGAGUUCAGACAGGACUCCCCAGACACCGAUGCAAAGGCUGGGGAAGAUGGACCCGGCAUUGAGCGUUCCAACUGGCUCACUGAACAACUCAGCUGGAGAGUCGCAUCCAGGUCCCCGGUCGACGUUCCGCGUUGGGGUGACCGAGGACAAGAACAAGAAGUGCCGGCGCACUAUGGAAGACACCCAUGCAUAUCUCUACAACUUCCUCAGCACGCCUGCUCCAGCACUGGGAUCGGACAACAACGGCAAGAGCCGCACUUCUCAAGCGGACUCGACCACUUCCGCCCUGUCGGAACAGGGCGUCGUGGAAACAGACAAUGGAUAUUUCGCCAUCUUUGACGGGCAUGCAGGUACCUUCGCCGCCGAGUGGUGCGGCAAGAAAGUGCACAUUCUUCUGGAAGAAAUCAUACGCAAGCAUCCGAAUACACCUAUACCAGAGCUCCUCGAUAUGACCUUCACCUCCGUAGAUCAGCAGCUCGAGAAGCUGCCUUUGAAGAAUAGUGGUUGCACGGCUGUAAUUGCCGUCUUGCGCUGGGAGGACCGGAUACCGAAUUCUCAAUCGGCGACUGGCUCGACCGCCAUCGCGCCAGCGGCUGCUCAGGCAGUUAAGGGCGAGAGCCAAAGUUCUGAGACAGAUCAAGCAGAGUCGAAGUUACGCGAGACCGCCUCCCGCCAGCGCGUGCUCUACACGGCUAACGUGGGAGAUGCGCGGAUCGUCUUGUGUCGGAAUGGCAAAGCCCUCCGCCUGUCGUACGACCACAAAGGAAGCGACGAGAAUGAAGGCAAGCGGAUCGCAGGCGCUGGAGGCCUGAUCCUGAAUAACCGUGUCAACGGAGUUUUGGCUGUGACUCGUGCCCUAGGUGAUGCCUAUAUGAAGGACCUGGUCACGGGCCACCCAUAUACGACGGAGACGGUCAUUCAGCCGGAAAUUGACGAGUUUUUGAUUUUGGCCUGUGACGGGCUCUGGGACGUCUGCUCCGAUCAAGAAGCGGUGGACCUUGUCCGCACUAUCGAGGACCCACAGACCGCCGCCAAAGCGCUUGUCGACCACGCUCUCGCGCGCUUCUCGACUGACAACCUCUCCUGCAUGGUCGUGCGCUUCGACAGCGACAAGGUGCAGGAGACGGCGCAGAACAAGACCGACCCCAUCGGCGUCGAAGGCGACCCGGCAACGAAGCCAGGCGGCCUGAGCGAAGCAGAACACAUCGUUCUCGACGCGAAGAAGAAGCUCGACGAGAGUGGUAUCGAGACUCUGGACCGUGUGCCGACGGAGGAGAUUGAGCGGCAGCAGGAGCACGAACCCGGGCCGGAGCUGAACGCGGAUGCGCUGGAAGCUGCGAAGAAGAAGGCGGCUGCGAAUAGCUAG